AGCUGCGGCACCGAGCGUCACCCUGGCAGAGGAACCUGGGCUACCCCCUGGCCAUGCUGGGCCUCCUGGCACUGACAGGCAUCUCCGUGCUCAUCGUCUGCUUCCACGUCCUGGAGCUGCUGCUGGAUGACGCAGCGAUGCCACGGGGCAUCCAGGAUGCAUCCCUGGGCCAGGUCUCCUUCUCCAUCUUCGGAUCCUUCGGAGCUGCCCUGCAGGUCGUCCUCAUCUUCUACCUGAUGGUCUCCUCCGUCGUGGGCUUCUACAGCUCCCCCCUCUUCACCCGGCUGCUCCCCGAGCGCCAGGACACCCCCCUCACCAAGAUCAUCGGGAAUUGCGUCUCCUUGCUGGUGCUCAGCUCGGCCCUGCCCGUCUUCUCCAGGACGCUGGGAAUCACCCGUUUCGAUCUCCUGGGGGAUUUUGGUCGCUUCAACUGGCUGGGGAACUUCUACAUCGUCUUCCUCUACAACAUGGGCUUC
Eurypyga helias (sunbittern) is the source of this 476-nucleotide messenger RNA. RefSeq names its product protein LMBR1L-like. Gene Ontology annotation, molecular function: transmembrane signaling receptor activity. Lineage: Eukaryota; Metazoa; Chordata; Aves; Eurypygiformes; Eurypygidae. Gene Ontology annotation, biological process: signal transduction; receptor-mediated endocytosis. The annotation marks the transcript as partial. The record is from RefSeq and is a predicted model, not a curated record. The transcript is spliced from 6 exons.